This is a messenger RNA of Lactuca virosa, 1696 nucleotides long. Lineage: Eukaryota; Viridiplantae; Streptophyta; Magnoliopsida; Asterales; Asteraceae. The record is from the annotation of a GenBank genome assembly.
CCGGGUGAUAGCUCCAUGUAUCAUAUUGAAUCCCCCUUUUUGCACUCCACCUCGGAAAAUCCUAACCCUAACCCUAACCCUUUACCCUUUUACUCGUCAAUCAGCCAUGGACGAUCUUCAAGCAACCUACAAAGAAGACCAGGACGAAGAUAAUUCCUACAGCACCAAUUCAAAUAACAACAACAGAGACGUUAAUUCAGAAAUGGCAGAUCCAAAACCAGAAAUUUUCACUACGACCACCACCACUACGACUGUCGACGAAGCACUAACCAUUCCCACCACCACUGUCGACGAUGAGGGAACCGUUCCCACCACCGCCGUCGAUGAAGCACUAGCCGUUCCAACAACCACAACUAUUACCACCACAUCCACCACCUCCGCAACCCCCGAGACCGAUUCCGGCACCAAAGAUGAUCCAAUGCCCUCCGAAGAACUCUCAGAUAUCGAACCCACCCCUAAAGACUCGCCUAAUUUUACCAAAGUUAUCUCCUCUGAAGACGAAAUGGAAGAACACGAAGAACGUCCGGCGAAGAAGCACAAGAACCUUUCGUUACUCGCACCGCCGCUGGAAGAAGAAUUAUCUCAAGAAGCUGCUGCAGCAACACCGAUCACACCGAUGCCCCCACCUUCCGAAAAACCUAGUGGUAAAAAGUCAACUAACAGCAUGAAGAAGAAAAAGAGCAAGGGAAACAAUGUAUGGACAAAGCCAUCGUCUCGAAAGGGCAAAAAGAGGACAAAGAGUACAACAAGCACCACUGCUCAAACAGAGGACUCCGUUUUGAUCACUCCCAUCCAUCGCUACCCUGACAAAAACGACGACUCUGCAGACAUGACAAUCUGUCUUUCAAAGGUUUACAAGGCGGAGAAAGUAGAAUUGAGUGAAGAUAGGUUGAGUGCAGGUAGCUGUAAAGGGUAUAGAAUGGUGAGAGCUACAAGAGGGGUGAUGGAGGGAGCUUGGUAUUUCGAAAUCAAGGUGGUGAAUUUAGGGGAAACAGGGCAUACGAGACUAGGAUGGUCAACUGAAAAGGGGGAUUUGCAGGCGCCUGUUGGGUAUGAUGGGAACAGUUAUGGUUACAGAGAUAUUGAUGGGAGCAAAGUGCAUAAAGCUUUGAGGGAGAAGUAUGGCGAUGAAGGCUAUGUUGAAGGUGAUGUAAUUGGGUUCUAUAUCAACUUACCUGAUGGGAAUUUGUACGCACCAAAGCCUCCACAACUAGUUUUGUACAAAGGGCAAAGAUAUGCGUAUGCUACUGAUGCAAAAGAAGACCCUCCUAAAGUUGUUCCAGGAAGUGAAAUAUGUUUUUUCAAAAAUGGGAUAUGUCAAGGGUCUGCUUAUAAAGAUCUGAAUGGUGGACGAUACUACCCUGCUGCUUCAAUGUACACUCUUCCUCAUCAAAGCAACUGCAUGGUUAAAUUCAACUUUGGACCUGAUUUUGAAGCCUUUCCACAAGACUUUGGUCAACGCCCUAUCCCAUCUCCAAUGGUUGAAGUUCCAUAUCAUGGCUUUGAUGGCAGAGUUCAAAAUGGAAAUUCUUUGAGUUCUUCCACUAGAAUGUGCCCCAUGCUGAAAGUGGUAAAAGAGAAUGACUUUUGAGUGAGAUUGAUGAAAUGAAGCAGAUGAAGUAUCGGUUGAUACUUAUACAAACGUUCCAGGUUGGUUAUUUUUGAUCAAUGAAAUUAUGUAAAAAUGGUAUCCCUU